ACCAUUUCGAUGCCUGCCGACUUCACGGUAGGACGUCGUAGAUGUCACUGGUGGCCAAUGGUGCGAUGCACGAUUGUUGCUGCUGUUCGUCAUAUGAUGUGGUUAUUUAUAAUCCGCCGUGAAAGUAUCGACCAAAUAGUGGCCAGAUCCUGAGCACCAUAUCGAGCAGUGAAACGGAAAGUUGCCACCGUCCAGGAUGGAGCUAUCAGACCUGCCGAAAGAGCUUCUGGAGAAAAUCCUCGCCUUUCUUCCGGUGGAUGAGCUCGUGACGGUAUCGCUCGUUUGCAGCAGCUGGUGUGAUGUAAUCCGCACCUUCAUCCUACCGAAGCAUGCCAUGCUACACGUCCGACCUGUUCAUCCCGUUACCCAUCAGCUGAUUGCCAUGGAGACGGUGCUGAAGGAGCAAUCGGCUAAACCUUAUCCCUGGACGAACGUGAAAAUAACCAUACCGAAUGAGGAGCUUCCGUCCCGUUCCGAGUUUGUGCAGUUCUUCCAGCACCAAGGUCACGCCCUGAAGAGUCUCAGUCUGCAAUGCAUCCAACUAACUGCGGACAUCCUGGAGGUGUUCCGUACACUGUACAACCUCGAAAGUCUUUGCAUCGUUAGCGAGUCGGAAUCGCUGUACGGGUCGGCUCCUGCGAACGUCGAAAUGGCACUUACCUCACUGAAAGCUCUCAAGCACCUCAAGCUGCAUCUUCCCUCGUACACCAUCCUGCGAAGUGUUGCGUUCCUGAGCGGGGCAAGGCUCGUGUCUUUGUCGCUGGAACGGUUCGAGAUGGAGCUGCAUCACCUGAAACCGCUGCUCAACGACCACCAUCGAACGUUACGCGAGUUGACCGUACGGGUGGAGGAGAUGAAGCCUCUUCUGGCGCUGUUGAACUCCUACGAAGAACUGAAGCUGUAUCGGCUUAAUCUGAAAAGCGCCGGCAACGAGGAUGAUUUUUCCGACGGGUUGAUACAGCUGUACGACCGUCAACCCCAGCUACGGUCACUGACGAUCGGGUCAGAAUUAUCGCUGCGAGCUGUGGAUGCACUGCCGAAGAAGCUGCACCAUCUGCAGGAGCUGGAAAUCAUUGCGGAAAGCAUUAACAACUGUAAAGCGCUCAGCGAGUUGCGACACCUGCGACGACUUACCAUGUGUCUGUACGAUGUCCGUGCCUGGGAUGAGACGGUGCAGAUAGACGGUGUGACGGAGCUCUCGUUGGCGGUGACAUUCCCACUCAUUUCUCCGGCCAUCUUUUGCUCCUUUCCCAAUCUGCACCGAUUGUAUCUGGAGGAUGUGGACGAUGAUACGCUGAUGCGGGACAUCGUUGUCGUGCGUACGCUGAUGGAGUCGAUGCGUGGCGUCCGUGUGCUAGAUUUGGAAAACUUUGUGUUCAAGGAACGCGAAAUCCUGAACGACGGUGUGUUGCGGUUCGAAGAGAUGGACAACUUGGAAUGUUUGAAGUACAGCUGCCGUGACAUGUCGGAUGCGUCGCUGCUUACUAUGAACCUACCGUAUCUGCGUGAGCUGUAUCUAACGCACUGCCCGAACGUGUCGAUCAAGGGAAUAUCCUUUCUCGUGAGCAACUGUCCACUGAUCGAACGGUUGCAUCUCGAAUCGAACAAGCGAGGACUGGAUGAUGAUGCGCUGAAGCUGACAACACGCAAGCUGACCCAUCUCAGGAGGCUGGUGCUGGUGAACCUGCGUGCGCUCACGAACGUUUCCUUGGAUGCGAUCGUGGCCAACUGUUUUUAUCUUGUGGAUUUAACCAUAACGCACUGCGUCGGGAUUACUCUGGAGAAAGCUGAUGCCAUCGAGAAGCUGGCGGUAGUGAAAUCAUUGAAAAAUUUAAUUUACAGCUAAUUACAGUGCCGAAAGAAGGGUAAAAUGCUUUGGUGAAUCGAUUCCAUGUUGUGAUUGAGACAUGAAGAAGCUUUUUGCAACAAAACGCUUCAUGCACGCGAUCUUCGAAAGCUACAAAACAAUCCGCGAUGCACCAACUAAAACUUUGCUAAGUCCAAAUACCAAAAAUUGAAUUAAAUAAAACAGUGACCAGAUUUUCACCAUACUGAGAAAGAUAGCGGAGCAACAACUACA
Anopheles stephensi (Asian malaria mosquito) is the source of this 2080-nucleotide messenger RNA. RefSeq lists its product as uncharacterized. Gene Ontology annotation, molecular function: protein binding. Gene Ontology annotation, cellular component: SCF ubiquitin ligase complex. The transcript is spliced from 3 exons. The record is from RefSeq and is a predicted model, not a curated record. NCBI's taxonomy places the organism in Eukaryota, Metazoa, Arthropoda, Insecta, Diptera, Culicidae. Gene Ontology annotation, biological process: SCF-dependent proteasomal ubiquitin-dependent protein catabolic process. Bases 197 to 1846 code for a protein of 549 amino acids.